Silurus meridionalis is the source of this 1152-nucleotide messenger RNA. It is a transcript of the gene myl9a, whose product is annotated as myosin, light chain 9a, regulatory. The record is from RefSeq and is a predicted model, not a curated record. Gene Ontology annotation, biological process: platelet aggregation; myofibril assembly. Gene Ontology annotation, molecular function: calcium ion binding. Bases 174 to 698 code for a protein of 174 amino acids. The transcript has 4 exons. Lineage: Eukaryota; Metazoa; Chordata; Actinopteri; Siluriformes; Siluridae. Gene Ontology annotation, cellular component: cytoplasm; stress fiber; myofibril.
GAGCGGCUGCCUGAGGCACGAUGUUGACCUUAUUGGCUGAGUCACGAACGAGGAGGUGUGGUGAAGAAGCUGAAACAUUAAACAAACGGUCCAUGCUGAGGGAGAACCAGGAGCGAGACCGAGGCUCUGAACCAGCUGCCACUUAACACCGAGGUCAACACCCUUCUGCCAAAAUGUCUGCUGCCAAGCGUGCCAAGGGGAAGACAUCAAAAAAGCGCCCCCAGAGGGCAACUUCCAAUGUCUUCGCCAUGUUCGAUCAGUCCCAGAUCCAAGAGUUCAAAGAGGCGUUCAACAUGAUCGAUCAGAACCGGGAUGGCUUCAUCGAUAAAGAGGAUCUUCACGACAUGCUCGCUUCGCUUGGAAAGAACCCCUCAGAUGAGUACCUGGAGGGCAUGAUGAGUGAGGCUCCAGGUCCGAUUAACUUCACUAUGUUCCUCACCAUGUUCGGAGAGCGACUCAAUGGCACUGAUCCCGAGGACGUCAUACGGAACGCCUUCACCUGCUUUGACGAGGAUGGCUCAGGUUUUAUCCACGAAGAUUAUCUUCGUGAGCUCAUGACCACCAUGGGCGACCGUUUCACAGACGAGGAGGUUGACGAGCUUUUCCGUGAGGCACCAAUCGACAAGAAAGGAAACUUCAAUUACACAGAGUUCACUCGCAUCCUCAAACAUGGUGCCAAAGAAAAAGAUGACAUGUAAACAAAUCAAAAAAGCAGGAUACCAGAUAUAUUCAUCUGAAAUCAGGACUUUUCUCUAAAUGGUGAUUGUAUGCUGAUGACGUCACUGUGUACUGCAUAAGAAGUACUCGAGUGGUUCUUGUACACAGAUUAGGCCUGGAUGAGAGAGGUAUUUACAUGAAACAAAAAAGCUUAUUUACAAAAUCAUUUUGAUGUCUAUUUAGCCAGGAUUAUUUGGCUGUCUGCAAAACCACCGCCUAUCCAGCAUCAUGAAGGCUUCAUUCUGCCAUCUUUACUGCAUAUUGAUAUCAUUAUAUGGCUAAAGUAAAAUAAAAAAUUAAAUCCACCAACAACAGCUAUAAAAUAAGCAUUGUUGUAAAUUUGGCUCUGAACCCAAUCUCUUUCUAAGCCUCUUUCUUUGUAAACCGAAUAAGAAAGAUUAACUGAAUAAAGUAACAUUGUUUUGGUUUCCACAA